Messenger RNA from Hippocampus zosterae (dwarf seahorse), 3746 nucleotides. RefSeq names its product GATA binding protein 3 (gene gata3). The record is from RefSeq and is a predicted model, not a curated record. The coding region runs from base 986 to 2443 and encodes 485 amino acids. Gene Ontology annotation, molecular function: DNA-binding transcription factor activity, RNA polymerase II-specific; zinc ion binding; RNA polymerase II cis-regulatory region sequence-specific DNA binding. Gene Ontology annotation, cellular component: nucleus. Lineage: Eukaryota; Metazoa; Chordata; Actinopteri; Syngnathiformes; Syngnathidae. The transcript has 5 exons. Gene Ontology annotation, biological process: embryonic organ development; immune system development; negative regulation of transcription by RNA polymerase II.
CGGCGUCAUUUCAGCACAUUUUGCAGGCUCCCCUUCGGAGCGCAGCUGGCUUGCUUGAACUUGAUGGCCGUGCGCGUCCACGCGGGGCCCGCUCGCCCGGACGAGUCACGUGACCGCGAGAGGACGCGCAAAAGGCAGGGGCGCGCAGCGCGCAUGCGCCUCGCCGCCACUUGACUUUUCCGCACGGGGCCGCCUUCCUCCCUCUUGUUGUUUCUCUGUGUGCAAAGCUUCUCAUCACGUUCAACCGAAAUGAAGUCUCCAAUUCAAUUAGGACAAGCCCGGCCCACUUUUGGGUGCCCCCCACCCCCGUCCCCACCCGUGCAUGCUGGGACCCUCCUUAAGUUGUGUCGCGCCGCAGCUGUCUGCUGCACUGAGCCGCCUGGCGCCAUCCGGAAAGAAUGCCUUCAGUGUAAGAGAGAGGGAGGCGGGCAGAGAGAGAGAGAGAGAGAGAGAGGGGGGGGGGGGUGAGAUAGGGGGAGAGAGAGAAGGAGGAGGCAGGCAGGCAGGCCCGAGUGGGUGCAACACGCCGCUCGGGUGCGUUCUGGUCACUCUGAAGCACGCGAACCUGUUGAGUGCACGUCACCUCGUCACCUCUGCGUUCAUCUCCAAACCAACAACAAGAAGACUCCAGUAGUCAAAAUCAACCGUAAGAACAGAAACAAAGAAAAAAAAGGGAGGGGGGAAGGAGCGAAAAAGCAGCAAGAGCCUGACGAAUUUCCGGCCGAGUUGAGGAGAUCUCCUCGCGCAAGGCGCCUUCUCCAUGUCGGACGUUUCGCCUCCUUCCGUGCGCCUCACGCGGGCCGGGCCGCGCGUUAACCGCCUCUGUGUAUGUGCGCAGGUGGGACCGCGGUGGAUUUAACCUGAGGCGGGCGAGAGAAAGCAGGAUUCGGGCACCUUGCCCCCAAGCGCGCGGACAUUUGAGGGUGGGGGGCGGGCGGACGAACGAACGAACGGACGGACCCGAGAAGAGUAGCGCCGAGGCGCCAUGGAAGUAAGCGCCGAGCAGCCCCGCUGGAUGAGCCACCCGCACCCGGCCGUGCUGAACGAGCAGCACCCCGCCUCGCACCACCCGGGCCUGGGCCACUCCUACAUGGACCAGUACCCGCUGGCCGACGAUGUGGAUGUACUCUUUAACAUCGACGCCCAGGGCAACCACGUCUCGCCCUACUACGGCAACUCGGUGCGGGCCGUCCAGAGGUACCCGCCGCCCCCGCACAGCAGCCAGGUGUGCCGACCGUCGCUGCUGCACGGCUCGCUGCCGUGGCUGGAGGCGGCGGGCGGCAAAGGGAUCGGCGCGCACCACGGCGCGUCCCCGUGGAACCUGAGCCCCUUCCCCAAGAACCCGCUGCACCACCACCACCACCACCACCACCACCACGGCUCCCCGGCCGGCCUGUCCGUCUACCCGCCGGCCUCGUCGUCGUCGUCGACGACGCCGUCGUCGUCGUCGUCCUCGUCGUCGCUGUCCGGCGGCCACUCCAGCCCGCACUUGUUCUCCUUCCCGCCCACCCCGCCCAAGGACGUGUCCCCGGACCCGGGCAUGUCCACGCCGGGCUCCGGCGGGGGCGGCGGCCAGCGCCCCGAGGACAAGGAGUGCGUCAAGUACCAGGUGACGCUGGCCGACAGCAUGAAAAUGGAGACGGCGCACGGGCGCGGGGUGCAGGCGGCGGCGGCGGCGGCGGCCGCGGCGGCGGCGGCUGCGGCGGCGGCGGCGCUGGGGCCCGGCCCCCCCGGCGCCUCGGCGGCGGCGGCCCACCACCCCAUCGCCACUUACCCAUCCUAUGUCCCCGAUUACGGGCCAGGCCUCUUCCCACCAAGUAGCCUGAUAGGUGGGUCCUCUUCUACUUAUGGUUCCAAAACAAGACCAAAAACAAGGUCGUGUUCAGAGGGCCGGGAGUGCGUCAACUGCGGCGCCACGUCGACCCCGCUGUGGCGGCGGGACGGUACGGGCCACUAUCUGUGUAACGCCUGCGGCCUGUACCACAAGAUGAACGGCCAGAACAGGCCCCUCAUCAAGCCCAAGCGGCGGCUGUCGGCGGCCAGGCGCGCCGGCACGUCGUGCGCCAACUGCCAGACGACCACCACCACGCUGUGGAGGCGGAACGCCAACGGCGACCCCGUGUGCAACGCCUGCGGACUCUACUUCAAGCUGCACAAUAUCAACCGACCUCUGACCAUGAAGAAGGAAGGCAUCCAGACGCGCAACCGCAAAAUGUCCAGCAAGUCCAAGAAGAGCAAAAAGUCGGCGCAGGACGGCGCCAUGGACGACUUCUCCAAGAGCCUGAUGGACAAGAGCGCCUCCUUCAGCCCGGCCAGCCUCUCGCGCCACAUGUCCUCCUUCCCGCCCUUCUCGCACUCGGGCCACAUGCUCAGCACCCCCACGCCCAUGCACCCCUCCUUCGCGCCCCACCACCCGUCCAGCAUGGUGACGGCCAUGGGCUAGACGCGCCGCUCCGCCCCCCCCCACCCCCCUGUCGCCCCGCCCUCCCCCGCUUCACUUGAAACGCAUGGCGGCCACCGGACGCUUUCCUGCUUGUCCCGGACACGUCACCUUCCAUCCAAAAGGUUUCUUUGCUUUGAAAUGUGAGCCCUGGAGUUGAGGGGGGUGGGGGUGGGGGGGACCCUGUCCAUCGGGUCAAGUUGGGUCUCGAGAGUAGGUUUCGCCCUCCUGGGCAAAGGUACUAGUCCGGAAGGGGGUCCCCAGAUGAGACUUUACCGCAGAGAGAAGCCUGGAGUCCAGAGACCAGACCCCCCCCCUGCGGAGAGAUUUAAGUCCCAAGAGUCGCGACAGAUUUCGUCCUGACAGAAGGUAGUCAAGGUCUCGUCCCACGUGGAGCUUUUGGUCCUGAAUGACGGUACGUACACACCAGUGAGCUGGCAAAAUGGCUUGGCGGGGGGCAGGCUCAAUGUCAGUUUGUGUCCAAAAUGGGGGGGGCCUCAAUGUUUCCAAGUCAAGAAGCCUUUUGGAUUCACGCCCCAAAACGUUUUACGGACUGCCGUGACUCGGACCACUUGAGAAACUCCACCCACAUUUUGGCUGCAUCUUAUUUUUCUAAAAUCGGAAGGGGGGCGAACUAACUCCCAACUGCUCGGACAUUUGAGUCGUCUUCGGAUCAGGAUUUUCCAUUUGCGCACAACCCCCCCCACUCCCCCCCCCCCCCAAACAUCCAAAAAACUCCUGGCUGGUCACGCACCUGUUAAACAGGAGGCUUGUAAAAAUUGUAUGAAAUACAUCUAACAUGGAAAAAAAACAAAAAAACGGGACACUGCAAGAAGGCGACGACGCAGGCAGGCCGCAAGAUAGCGAACGCGAAGGCCUUUGCUUUUAUUUUUGGAUGUGCUUUCCGUCUCGGCCCGUCGGUUUGUGUUGACCUCCACGCGCACGCACGCACGUACACACGCACGCACUCACACACUUGACAGAUGAUGAUGAUGAUAUGCAUUGUGAAAAGAAGUUCCCGUAUUUGUUAUUUGUAUGUAAAAAAAAAACAAGAAAAAAAGGAGUACCAAAAAUACGAAAGAAACAAAGAUGUAGAAUUAUUUCUUUAUGUUAUGCAGACUGAAUGGUUGUAAAAAAAUUAAUAAUAAUAAUCACUAGUGUAAGAUAUGACUUCUGGGUUUUUUGUUUGUUUGUUUUUGUUGGUGGUUUUUUGGUUUGGUCCAACUUACCCGAUUGCCCCCUUCACCCCCCCCCCCCUUGCCUUGUUUCAAAAUAAUAAAACUAGUUUAAUCUCUGUUGACACGUC